Molecule: messenger RNA, 546 nt
Organism: Parnassius apollo (apollo)
Lineage: Eukaryota; Metazoa; Arthropoda; Insecta; Lepidoptera; Papilionidae
Source: the annotation of a GenBank genome assembly
AUGUCUGCCAAGGCUAUUAUUUUGUUGUGCGCUCAAGCAUUCAUGGUUCAGAGCAUCGCUGCCUACUGCUUGGGCAACGGACUGAGCUACGAAGGUCCAAUUAAUGCUGGCUCUUGCGGUGGACUAGGCUGGGCUGGUUACGGUGUUGGUUACGGUGCUGAUUACGGUGCUAGUUGCGGUCUAGCUGCCAUUCCAACAGCUAGCGGCAGUAGUUUCCCUGUCUCGAGCGCGUCUCCCAUCCCGCCUGUUGGAGUAUCUGUUCUCUCAGAGAACGAGAUCGGAGGAAUCCUGACUGCAGUUGGUGAGCUGCCUUUCCUAGGCACCGUUGGUCUGGAGGGUGUGCUUCCAACUGCUGGUGCUGGUGCAGUCUCUUACGGCUGCGGCAACGGUGCCGUGGGCAUAGUGAGCGAAGACAUCGCCGCUUCCGCUUGGGGAUAUCCAUCUGCCGCUGGUCUGGCGUACGGACCUGGCAUCGCUGCCGGUAUCGGCUACGGUCCUUCUAUUGCUGGACGUGGCUUCGGUGGCUGUGGAUGCGGUUUCCUAUAA